Ctenopharyngodon idella (grass carp) is the source of this 1853-nucleotide messenger RNA. It is a transcript of the gene gnb5a, whose product is annotated as guanine nucleotide binding protein (G protein), beta 5a. Gene Ontology annotation, cellular component: cytoplasm; heterotrimeric G-protein complex. The record is from RefSeq and is a predicted model, not a curated record. Gene Ontology annotation, biological process: G protein-coupled receptor signaling pathway; G protein-coupled dopamine receptor signaling pathway. The transcript has 11 exons. The coding region runs from base 176 to 1243 and encodes 355 amino acids. Lineage: Eukaryota; Metazoa; Chordata; Actinopteri; Cypriniformes; Xenocyprididae. Gene Ontology annotation, molecular function: signaling receptor complex adaptor activity; protein binding.
UUCAGACGGAUGCUGAAGAGAGCGAGAGCGCGCGCACGUGCGCGUCCCUCACGACGUCACGCCAGCUGCAUCAUCUAUCCGUGCGCUCCGUCUCCAAGCUCUCCUCCGUGUCCCUGCUCUCCUCUCUCCAACAAAACACUCCUCGCCUCCGCGAACCUUGUGUUUUCUCGUGGAAAUGGCCGCGCAGGAGGUGGACGCGCAGCCAAGCGACACUCUGACGACGCUCAAAACCGAGUCCGAGACGCUGAAGACGAAGCUGGAGGAGGAGAGAGCCAAACUGCACGAUGUCGAGCUACAUCAAGUGGCGGAGAAGAUUGAGGCGUUGGGUCAGUUUGUCAUGAAGACCAGACGAACUCUGAAAGGCCAUGGAAAUAAAGUCUUGUGUAUGGACUGGUGUAAAGACAAGAGGAGAAUCGUCAGCUCAUCUCAGGAUGGAAAGGUGAUUGUAUGGGAUGCGUUUACAACAAAUAAGGAGCAUGCAGUGACUAUGCCCUGUACGUGGGUCAUGGCCUGUGCUUACGCCCCCUCUGGAUGUGCAGUGGCUUGUGGUGGGCUGGACAAUAAGUGCUCUGUGUACCCUCUAUCCCUGGACAAGAACGAAAACCUUGCCGCCAAGAAGAAAUCAGUGGCCAUGCACACCAACUACCUGUCUGCAUGCUGCUUUACAAACUCAGAUAUGCAGAUCCUGACGUCUAGCGGUGACGGCACGUGUGCUCUUUGGGAUGUGGAGAGCGGUCAGAUGCUGCAGAGUUUCCAUGGACACGCGGCUGAUGUUUUGUGUCUGGACCUUGCCCCCUCUGAGACCGGAAACACAUUUGUGUCAGGGGGCUGCGAUAAGAAGGCCUGCGUGUGGGACUUGCGCACGGGACAGUGUGUCCAGUCUUUUGAGACUCAUGAAUCAGACAUCAACAGCGUGCGGUACUAUCCAAGCGGAGAUGCUUUCGCUUCAGGCUCAGAUGAUGCCACUUGUCGUCUCUAUGACUUGAGGGCAGACAGAGAGGUGGCCAUUUAUUCCAAAGAGAGCAUCAUAUUUGGAGCUUCUAGUGUGGAUUUCUCCCUCAGCGGGAGACUGCUGUUUGGUGGUUACAAUGACUACACAAUCAACGUAUGGGACGUUUUAAAGGGCACCCGCGUGUCCAUCUUGUUCGGACAUGAGAACAGAGUUAGCACCCUCCGCGUCUCUCCGGACGGAACAGCGUUCUGUUCGGGAUCUUGGGAUCACACAUUACGGAUCUGGGCCUGAAUGUUGCCUGAACCUCUUUCUCACUUUUAUCGGCGCGGCUGGAAUCGAGGAAACCGCAGACUCUAAUAGUGUGUUGAGUGCAGUAGAGUAUAUGAUACGGACAGACUGUAGUGCAUCCACUUCCAGUUCUAUUCGACACGGUCACUCCGUUUGCCCGUGCUUGGUAUUAUGGGAUGGCCUUGGAUGGUUUCUAUGGCAGCAACUCCCGUUCUGUUCUAGUUUGUGUGUAUGAACGUGUGUGAACACAUUCCAACUUUGAUCCAAGAAAUAAUUUAUCUUAAACAUUAAUCUAAAAAAUACAAAUGUAUUCCAUGUUGUUUAGGUCUGUGCAUGAGGUCGAGGGUCAACAAAGAUUAUUAACCAGAGUGAGGACUUGAAUCAUUGUUAACGAGCGAAACAGGAAAGAUUGUUUAGCGGACACUAUAUCUGAUAUGCAAGAUAACAGAUUUAGUUAUACUCUCUUACUCAUAAUGGUCAUUUAAUUAUUAUGCCACUAUAGUUGUUCUUUCUUACUGUAGCAAAGUGUAUAUACCAUAAUAUCAUAUAGGUUGUCAUAUGGACACAGAUAUCAAUAUACAUAAACUAAAUAAAUGGAUUUUAAACACUGAAA